Colletotrichum orchidophilum is the source of this 1347-nucleotide messenger RNA. RefSeq lists its product as uncharacterized. Lineage: Eukaryota; Fungi; Ascomycota; Sordariomycetes; Glomerellales; Glomerellaceae. The record is from RefSeq and is a predicted model, not a curated record. The transcript has a single exon. The coding region runs from base 1 to 1347 and encodes 448 amino acids.
AUGAGACUCCCAAUUUCCACUCUUUUAGCCUUCCAGGCACUUUUUGGCUCCAGCUUAGCUGCCGCUUUGCCUAGCAAAGCUAUUCUUCGCCCAAUCCUGAGACGGCAAACUUCCGUUCCGGCUGUACCCCUUGGGCCAGCCAAGUUCACUCCCAAGAUCAAUGUCACCCUGCCCUAUGAAGGACCUAACGCUGCCAACGCUCUCGUUCGGGCCACGAUGAAACAGCCGGCCGUCUUGUUGGAGAACAUCGACACAAUCACUGAUAUAGAGUGCUCAGCUACUGGAGUAGUUCUCAAAUUCAGCGCUCCCGAAGAUUACAACACGUGCCUGGGUGCGUGGCCAGCCAAGGACUUCAUCAUCAUCACGAACCACAACGGGACUUGCGACAGUGAGGACGAGCGCGGCAUUUAUGUCGUCCAGAACUACACCUUCGACAACACCACAUUGAAACUAGCUGCUUCUUCCACCAAAGCAGAGAUCAGUGAUCAGAUGAAUGAUGCCGUCAUCGACUUUCAACACACAGGCACUGCUACCACCAAAAAAGGUCUCUCUGGAACCAUCUCUGCCGACCUUUCUGGGUCCACACUCGUUGCAACGGACCCCUUGACCAUCGUCGCCAACGAGGCCAAGCUCGAAAGUACAGUCACCUUGGCGGGCCACGUCCACUACAACUUCUGGAAGUUCAAGGUAGAUGAGUUCUACAUUGAUGUCGAAUACUCAUCUGCUUUGAACCUGAACAUCUCGGCUGAGGUCAACGCCAAGUACUCGACUGACUUGUACAAUUACAACCCUCUGUCCGUAUCUGUCUCUGCCUUCACUAUCCCCGGCAUCAUUGAUGUCGGCCCCAUGGUCAACUUCGGCCUGGGUAUCGAAUUGGCUGCAUCCGGUGUUGUCAAGGCUUCCGUGGACGUCGUUUCAACUAUUGCCGAUUCUCAAGUUCACCUUGACUUUCUGGACUCCGCGAAGACCUCUACCACAGGCUGGAAGCCGCAAACCAAUGUCACCACCGACAUCAACGCUCAAGUAGAGCUUCAAUUGAAUCCAUUUGCUGACCUAAGCGUCGCCCUGGGAGUCAAGCUCUUCAACGGUCUCCUCGACAUGUCUGCUGGAGUCGAGGCGAAGCCCCAGGUUAUCAACGCCUUUGCUGUGGACGUUGAUUUCAAUUACACUAGCGCCAGUGGUAUUAUCUUUGCAAAGCCUACCGGGGAUCAGUGCAAAAAUGGCGCUUGGUUUGCAAGCACGUUUCACUUGGGCGUUGAUGCCUACGUUACACAAUUCUACACUAAGAAAUUGUAUGAAGUCGAUGUGCCAAUCUACCAGUCGCAAUGCUGGAACUUUAUCAACUAG